Molecule: messenger RNA, 261 nt
Organism: Parastagonospora nodorum SN15
Lineage: Eukaryota; Fungi; Ascomycota; Dothideomycetes; Pleosporales; Phaeosphaeriaceae
Exons: 2
Coding region: 1-261 (86 amino acids)
Source: RefSeq, a predicted model, not a curated record
AUGCCGCAAGGUCCAGACAGUCAGCAUACAGCAGACGAUGAUCAGUCUGUCAAGGGAUGCGCAAAACGCCAACUCACACGGCAGACAGCAGACAAGCCCUGCCGGCCGCUUCGGAGUCAGACUCGCAGGCGUUACGAGAUCGUCCUCUGCCGCCCUGCUUUUUCGUCGAACCCAGCCCGUGCACCCCGCCCAGUGCACUUCGGAGACGUCGUCAGCCAGAGGGAGCUAGCCGGCAUGACCGCACCUCAGCCUUCUGUUUAG